AUGAGUACCGAUGCAGACGGCAAGAUUGUCGUGGACAAUAAGGAGUUUAUCAGCCCGCAGGGGAGCGCAGACCUUGCCUUUGAUGAAGCUAGUGAGAAGAAGCUCAUCCGCAAGAUUGACUGGAGGUUGCUACCCAUCCUGGGUGCUCUCUACUCGAUCGCACUCAUUGACCGCACAAACAUUUCCAAUGCACGAAUUGCUGGAAUGGGCAAAGACCUCCGCCUCGACAUCGGCGACCGAUAUACCAUUGUGCUAGUGUUGUUUUUCCCGACAUACUUCCUUCUGGAAUUGCCUUCCAACAUUGUGCUGCGCAAGGUUGGAAGCGCCAACUGGCUGUCGUUCAUCGCCGUGUCAUGGGGCGCUGUGAUGAUAGGGCAGGGCUUUUGCAAGAGCUGGAUCUCGCUUGCUAUUUGCCGUGUUCUUCUCGGAUCCUUCGAAGCGGGCUUCUUCCCUGGUUGCGUCUAUCUCAUCACGUGCUGGUACAAGCGGUAUGAAACACAGAAAAGACUGGGAGGCUUCUAUCUCUUUUCAGUCGGUAUUGGCGGUCUUGCCAACAUCCUUGCGUACGGUUUGAUGCAAAUGGAAGGUGUUGGAGGUGUCCGCGGGUGGCAAUGGAUCUUCAUCAUUGAAGGCAUCUUGACGGUCGUCGUGGCCGUGUCAGCAUGGUUCAUCAUUCUCGACUUCCCCGACAAAGCGGAAAAGAAAGGCUUCCUCACGGCGGCCGAAGCAGCGACCGUCAUGCAGCGCAUUGAGGAUGACCGCGGCGACUCGGUUGACGAUCCGCUUACAUGGAGCAAGUUUUGCUUCCACAUCAGGGACAUCAAGCUAUGGGGCUACGCGACGCUGUUCAUGAGCGUCACCAUGCCGGCCUACGCCUUUAGCUACUUUCUGCCCGUCAUUCUGCUCGGCAUGGGCUACAGCGCCGGGCAGGCAAACGCCCUGUCGGCACCACCCAGUUUCGCCGCCAUGAUCGCCGCAUUCGCCUUUGCGUGGCUAGGAGACAAGUAUCGCGUUCGCGCGCCCGUCAUCGCCGCCCAAGCUAUUCUUACCAUUGUCGGCCUCAUGAUUGUCGCGUAUGCCCAAAACCACGGCGCACGGUACUUUGGCACGUUCCUUGGUGUCAUUGGCUGCCAGGGCAAUAUCCCUGCGAUUCUUGCGUACCAAAGCAAUAACAUCAGAGGUCAGAGCAAGCGGUCAGUUGGCAGUGCGCUGCAGAUUGGGUUUGGAGCCAUUGGCGGCAUCAUUGCGUCGACGACGUUCAAGCAAAAGGAGGCGCCGAGGUACUUUACCGGGCUGUGGGUCACGGCUGGACUGCAGUUCUACAUUCUGGCUGUCUUGUGCUGCUUUACCGUGUACUUUGUCAGGAAGAACAGACGGGUUGACCAGCAGAGAGCGAAUGGUGAGCCCAUGGAUGAGAUCGAGGGCAUGGCCGGCUUCAAAUUCACUGUCUAG
Messenger RNA from Exserohilum turcica Et28A, 1452 nucleotides. RefSeq lists its product as uncharacterized. The record is from RefSeq and is a predicted model, not a curated record. The transcript is spliced from 4 exons. Lineage: Eukaryota; Fungi; Ascomycota; Dothideomycetes; Pleosporales; Pleosporaceae. Gene Ontology annotation, molecular function: transmembrane transporter activity. Gene Ontology annotation, biological process: transmembrane transport. The coding region runs from base 1 to 1452 and encodes 483 amino acids. Gene Ontology annotation, cellular component: membrane.